AGAGAGGCGCAACUGCCGGAGGCCAUGUAUCAAGCAACGCGAGGGGAGGACAUCCCUCACACAAUAUUCAUUCCGAUGUCGACUCGUACUGGUCCUUAUGCAACCAUUCCUCCUUACAAUGGGGGACGCUUCCCUCCAGCAGCAGCAGCAGUCCCUCCCCCAGGAGGUCAAUCAAAAGUAGAGGGGUCUGGUCGUAAGGCUGGUACUGCAAACUACUCAGAAGAAGAGCUCGUCUCAUUGAUGACUCUCAUCAAGGAGAUUCUUCCCAUUGGUAAGGGAGACUGGCUCAUGGUGGUUCACAGACAUGGACAAGACUGGCCCUAUGGAAGAACAAAGGAUUCCAUUAAAACCAAGUUCAAUCGCUUGAGGAGAAUGAAGGUGCCUACUGCUGGUGAUCCCAACAUCCCUGAGUCCGUACGGCUUGCAAGAGAGGCCCACAGGUUGAUUGGGAUCAAGGCAAACAUUGGCAAUGGAGAGGAGACCUUUGAUCCAGUCAAAGGUUACAUCGAUGAUGAGGAUGAUGAGGACUUGGAGAACGCUUUGAAUCCAGGAGCAAAAUCAAGCAAAAACACGGCAUCAAUGUCCGACUCAACUGCCAUCAUCGGCGAUGACAAACAAGAACCCAUUGUCGUGACAACAACACCAGCAAGAAAGAGAUCUUAUGGAAGGCUGAAGAAGGAAAUUACUGAACAGGAUGCUGUUCUUAAGGAUUACCUCAUGCAAAAGGAUAAGAGGGAAGCUGAAAGAGACAAGAACGCUGAUGAGAGGGAAGCUGAAAGAGUGAAACGCGAAGACGCUAGAGAUGAACAUUGGCUUACCAUGGCGGAAACCAUUGCAAUGGCGCUUGCUGGUAACAUCAACAAGCGCCAGCGCGCAGGCACUGAAUCMCAUGGUGAUAGCGACUAAUUUUGAUCUUCCGAUUAGCUCACUUAAACAAUUAAAGGACCAACGCCGAUUAGUUAGUAAACAGCAGCAAAAAGCAAAAUAAAGCAAAAUAAUGAGC
Pseudo-nitzschia multistriata is the source of this 1003-nucleotide messenger RNA. NCBI's taxonomy places the organism in Eukaryota, Bacillariophyta, Bacillariophyceae, Bacillariales, Bacillariaceae. The record is from the annotation of a GenBank genome assembly.